AUCAAUAUCCAGGAUGCAUGACACCAACCUCCAUUAACGUCUUUCAGAGUCGCAGCAUUUUAAAUUACUUAUGAUAAGAAACGUUUACAGGACUGUAAACAUCACACGGAAGCCCGGCCAGUGUCAAUUAAAGAUAUAAUUGCAAAUAUAACAUAUUACCUGGUGAGCGGUAUCAUAAUCGGUGUCUUUUGAAUGCACGUGGAUCUCGUGGAUCACGGUCAAGAACUGUAGUUUGUUUUUCAUAACCUCAAAAAGUCAGACCAUCAUUGCUCUGGAAGAGUAUAACACGUGUCGGUAUUUCGAAAUACAUAACACAAGAUGGGUAAAGGGCACAGGCAUAAAAAAAAUCUAAAGUCUGAAAAAGCGAAAGUUAAGUUGAAAACCAAAACUAAACAACUUCCUAAAGGUCUCAACGUGACAGACACUUCUUUUAAAGUGAAAAAGAUUCUGUUACGAGAACAGUUGAAAACACAAAAUGAAGAUGAAUUAGUUAGUCGGCGGAAUCUUAAUAUCAAGGAGUUGAUGACCCGAUUACAACAUUACAACAGUACUGUUCGUCAAGAGGCUGUAAGAGGAUUAAAAGAAAUUUUGUGCCAGCAUUCAGAGAAAAUUCUGAGCUCACAACUUCAUUCAUUAUUGCGGAGCAUUUCUGCCUUGUCUUUGGACAAAGAAAAAAGCGUGCGAAGAGAUUCUUUGAAAAUUUUAAAACUCAUUUUGAAACCUGUGUCAAAUGAUGAACUUGAACCAUUUUUCGAUAUUCUAAUAUCGUACCUGAGCUGUGCUAUGACACACAUAGAUCCAAAUAUCAAAGAAGAUUCUCUUUCUUUUCUUGAUGUUUUGGCUGAAAACUGUGGUGCCUUGCUAGCCCGAAAUAGUCCCAAAGUUUUACCUAAUUUCUUGGAUAUGAUUUCAAAGUUGCAAACAGACUCUAAACUUGAGAGAACAUUGACAAUAUCACUCAGUUCUAAACAGACAAGUAUCAAGUGGCGAAUCAAUGUUCUGAGCCGAUUGGGUACCAUAUUGACUUCGAUAGUUAAUGUGAAAAGGCACCAAAAACCAAAUGAUAAUGAUUUUAGUUCAGCAUCGAAUAUAAUAGAAGUAACUGAACAUACAUUGCAUAUCCCACUGUUCAGAAAGAAUUAUUUGAAGAAUUGUCAAUUCAACUAUACUAAAGCGCAGGAGCUCAAUCCUCGGACUAGCAAUUGUUCAGAUCUUGAAGAAUUGCAGGAAUUUAUUAAAGUUUUAAUGCCGUUGAUGAUUGAAAGUUGGUUGGAAGUUGCCCCAAAGCAAAAUAAAGUAGCUCAAUCAAACCUUGUAAUUACUACUGAGGGGUCGACGCUGUUGAGUACUAUCAUGAAAAUAAUGGAACUAUUAAUUGAAUAUAUCGACAUAGUCGAAUCCCAAUGGGAUGUACAUACAAUUAGUCUUUGGUUUGUUGCCAACUUUCGAAGUAUGGUCGAUAAGAAUAUUAUUGAGAAUUUUCCGUAUUGCCUGACAAAGCCAGUUGCCCACUUGAAGAAAAGACAAGUCGAUUUUAUGGACUUACCAAAUACUAAGUGCUUGGAACAAAAUAUAGCCAUUUGUCAUGUAUACAUAUGGCUAUCGAGUUUUACGGACGUCCAUGUUCCUUUUUCCAGAGAUGUAUCCUUACGAAUUCUCCAAUAUCUAAAUGAAAGAAUAGAAGAUUGGGCCAGCAAAGAUAACUCAGCACUACCUCAUUUAACAAGAUGUUUAAAAUGUCUGCUACUUCGAGCAAGUAAAGUUUGGUAUCAUAAUAAAGUUGACUUGGGAACAACAUUACAAGCUUUAAUUAAUGCUGUUUCGAUACAUUCAAAGAAGGAACUACGCUCACAAAUGUUUUCAAUUCUCACCAAAAUUGUUAUGGAUCAUGACUUGACUGAACUACACAGCGAGCCCGCAUUCAAAGAGUUUAUCGUUUCCUUGCCAAAUUUAUUACUUGCUCGUUCUAUACAAGAAAACUCUAUCAAAAUGCUGAUCCGGGUAGUCCUGCAACACAGAGGGUGGGUUGAAGAUAUUCUUCGGGAAAAACAUGAAGAAAUCAUUCAAAAUGCGAAGCGUAUUGACAUCAUUGGUUCAGAAGAUGAAAACCGUUCUCGCCUUUCCAUAUGCAAUCUCUUUUACUUCAUGGACGGUCAAGUGUAUUACUAAACUUAUACUGUAUAAAAAUGUUGAACAUA
Molecule: messenger RNA, 2198 nt
Organism: Athalia rosae (coleseed sawfly)
Lineage: Eukaryota; Metazoa; Arthropoda; Insecta; Hymenoptera; Athaliidae
Product: testis-expressed protein 10 homolog
Exons: 5
Coding region: 319-2169 (616 amino acids)
Cellular component (GO): nucleus; MLL1 complex
Source: RefSeq, a predicted model, not a curated record